AUGUCGGGGUCCAUGCUGAAUUGGCUGUCCCAACCGGGGCUCCCUGUGCCGCCCGCCUACAACCCCGCGCACCUCUUUGUCGCGCAUCUGCCGCGCGUGCUCGAAGUGCUGCCCCAGCUGCGCACGUCCCACAAUGUGUUUGCCACGAUCGCCCAGCCGCUCGGCGCAUCUGUCUACACUUUCCCCCUACCGGCUAUUGCUUUGGAGGAUAUCGCCGACGAGAUUGGGCGCCUCAUCGCUGAUACAUUCGUGAUCACGCUCCUUCUCAUCGCCCUGUACCGCCUCACGGCGGCACGGGCCACGCCGGUCCGCCGCACCGUCACCUUGGCCCUGUCGACGCUUCUCCUCCUCUGGCCGACGUUUCUCGAUCGCGGCCGCUCAUGUAUGAUCUCGUACGUGCGCGCCGCCGUCGCUUUCCGUGCCUCGCUCAUGACUUGGGACAUGUUUAUCAUGCGCACCCGCGCCGAGGUAGAGAGCUGGUCGUUCCGCCUCGUCUACUCGCACCUGUGGCUCCUGCCUGUCGAGACCGUCGACCUCGAAUACCGCGCGGCUCACGGUAUUCGCAGCACGCCGCGUCUCACGUGCUUGUACAAGCUCGGCAUCGCUCUCGUCCGCAGCGUGUUCUCAUUCGCCCUCGCGCCAGUCUUCCCUCCCGCACAGAUGCUCGGCCAGCAGUCGUGGUUCUCGUAUCGCAUCAACUUGCUGCUGAUGAACCUCGCACUGUACUUUAUGCUGUCGUCAGGCGGCGCUCUCUCGCUCAACGCUUUUGGCCUCGUGUUUGGCGUCGAGCAGCUGCCCAUGUUUGAGAACCCCUUCUUCACCACGAGCAUUCGCACAUUCUGGUCGCGCUGGAACCGCGCGAUUGCUUCGGUGCUGCACCGCGUCAUCUUCCAGGGCAAAAAUACCAACGUGCGCCAGGCCCCCGAAAAGAAACACGAGCACAAAUCGCCUCCUCGCCUCGACAAGCGCUUCUUCUUCCACUCCCUCCAGGCCAUCAUGACGUUCCUCGUCUCGGGCCUGCUGCAUGAAUACCUCUUGCACUUUUCGCCCCCGCCCAGGCUCCACGGAAGCCAGACGCUCUUUUUCGUGCUGAAUGGCUUCAUGACGGUGGCGUCAACGUACGUGAGCAAGUUCCACCCAGCGCUCGUACAGCGCACGCCCGUGGUCAUCCGCUACAUGCUGCUCAUGUCGUUCUUCCUCAUCUUCGCACCCCUCUUUUUCAUUCCCAUCCAGGCCAACAACAUGCUCGCGGAAGGGCAAUGCCUGCUCCACCACCUCCUCUUCCCUCGCAACGAGACACCUACACAAGGCACCUUUCUCUAUUAUCCAUAG
This is a messenger RNA of Malassezia restricta, 1332 nucleotides long. RefSeq lists its product as uncharacterized. The transcript has a single exon. Bases 1 to 1332 code for a protein of 443 amino acids. The record is from RefSeq and is a predicted model, not a curated record. NCBI's taxonomy places the organism in Eukaryota, Fungi, Basidiomycota, Malasseziomycetes, Malasseziales, Malasseziaceae. Gene Ontology annotation, biological process: lipid metabolic process.